AUGGACAAGAAGAUGAAGAAACCAGAAGGCCCCGCGCGUCCCUGCACCGCGGCCGGGCCGCCGGGGGGCGCCGAGCCGCGCGCUCCGCUCUCCACCCGGGGCCUGCUGGAGCCCAGGGUCCCUGAGGCCCCAGCCGACUGCCAGCGGGCCCUCCAGCUCCACACGCUCGUCUUACUGCAGAUCGGCUGCCUCGGGCAUCAGGAUGGAGAAGUGCAGGCUGAGGAUGCACGUUCGGAGGACAUCUCAUUACAGGUGAUCGAGCCCUCCACAGGGAAGUGCGCGGGCAGCGGAGCAGGGCGGCCCACGCGGGCGGCGGCGGGUCAGCACUGCGCAUGCUCGCUGCGCCGGCGCAGGUUUCCGCGGCAGGGGUGCAUCUGCGCUGCGGCGUCCGGGGUCUCCAGCAGGGUCGAGGCUCCGGUGCGCGCACAGUCCUCGGCUUCGGCGGGCCCCAGGCGUCCCUGCGCUCCGCGAGUCCCCGGCCGCCGCCCCAGCGCGCCGCGAUCUGGCCCUCUGCCCUGCGAAAAUGGCUGCCGUACGCCGGGCCCGCAGUUACUGCCGCUGCCUGGUGCGCUUCUCCGACCGAGAACUCUGCUAAGUCCCGCUGCACCAGACGGCAGGAGUAGACCGGACUCCCGGGGCACCUCCUCGCGGGGGCGGUGCCGAGGGGGCGCCGAGAGCCCCUCGGCCGCGGCCGGCUGGCCAGCCAGCAUGGCAGAAGCUGAGGAAGAUUGUCAUUCCGACGCUGUCAGGGCAGGAGAUGAUGGUGAGAACGAACGCCCUGCUGAGACAGAUUUGCAGGCACAACUCCAGAGGUUCCGAGCUCAGUGGAUGUUUGAACUUGCCCCAGGUGGAGGCUCGAGCAGUUUAGAAUCUCGACCUUGGAGAGCAACGAGAGGCUCUUCACUGAGAGCAGCGGACACCAGAGGAAAGCAGGAGCUGGCAAAAGAAGAAAAGUUAAGUGCUCGAGAACUCUUCCUGAAAGCAGUAGAAGAAGAACAAAACGGAGCUCUCUAUGAAGCCAUCAAGUUUUAUCGUAGGGCUAUGCAACUUGUACCUGAUAUAGAGUUCAAGAUUACUUAUACCCGGUCUCCAGAUGGUGAUGGCGUUGGAAACAGCUACAUCGAAGAUACUGAUGAUGACAGCAAGAUGGCAGACCUCCUGUCCUACUUCCAGCAGCAGCUCACGUUUCAGGAGUCUGUGCUCAAACUGUGUCAGCCCGAACUUGAGAGCAGUCAGACUCACAUAUCAGCGCUGCCGAUGGAGGUCCUGAUGUACAUCUUCCGAUGGGUGGUGUCGAGCGACCUGGACCUCAGAUCGUUAGAGCAGUUGUCACAGGUGUGCAGAGGAUUCUAUAUCUGUGCCAGAGACCCUGAAAUAUGGCGUUUGGCCUGCUUGAAAGUUUGGGGCAGAAGCUGUAUUAAACUUGUUGCAUAUACAUCCUGGAGAGAGAUGUUUUUAGAAAGGCCGCGUGUUCGGUUUGAUGGAGUGUAUAUCAGUAAAACCACGUAUAUUCGUCAAGGGGAACAGUCUCUUGAUGGUUUCUAUAGAGCCUGGCACCAAGUGGAAUAUUACAGGUACAUAAGGUUCUUCCCAGAUGGCCACGUGAUGAUGCUGACCACACCUGAGGAGCCCCAGUCCAUUGUUCCGCGUUUAAGAACCAGGAAUACCAGAACUGAUGCAAUUCUACUGGGUCAUUAUCGCUUGUCACAAGAUAUAGACAAUCAGACGAAAGUAUUUGCUGUGAUAACUAAGAAGAAAGAAGAAAAACCACUUGACUAUAAAUACAGAUAUUUUCGCCGUGUCCCUGUACAAGAAGCCGAUCAGAAUUUUCACGUGGGGCUUCAGCUGUGUUCCAGUGGCCACCAGAGGUUCAACAAACUCAUCUGGAUACAUCAUUCUUGUCAUAUUACUUACAAAUCAACUGGAGAGACUGCGGUCACAGCUUUCGAGAUCGACAAGAUGUACACGCCCCUGCUGUUUGCCAGGGUGAGAAGCUACACUGCCUUCUCCGAGAGGCCCCUGUAG
Messenger RNA from Lipotes vexillifer (Yangtze River dolphin), 2025 nucleotides. It is a transcript of the gene FBXO9, whose product is annotated as F-box protein 9. Gene Ontology annotation, cellular component: SCF ubiquitin ligase complex; cytoplasm. NCBI's taxonomy places the organism in Eukaryota, Metazoa, Chordata, Mammalia, Artiodactyla, Lipotidae. Gene Ontology annotation, biological process: SCF-dependent proteasomal ubiquitin-dependent protein catabolic process. The record is from RefSeq and is a predicted model, not a curated record. Gene Ontology annotation, molecular function: protein binding.